UGUUAACAAUAACUUGCAAAAUAGAAAUCUUGUUCGUGUUCCUUUGUCCAACCCUGCCUCUCCAAACGCUUCCGCACUCUCGUGGUCACUCACGUCGAAAACAACUAAUGAUACGGCCUCAGCCCAUUUAACAAAAAAGUCAGAUAACAGCUUCAGUACCCUUCCAGGUCUCAAACUGGUCCACCUAAACAUCCGCUCUCUGAAAAAUAACGCCCAUUUUUUAGAAUUACGUAAGUUUACCAAAUUUAACAAACUUGACGUCCUUACAGUAUCAGAGACAUGGUUAAAUACCUCCGUCACAAACAAGGAAAUAGAAAUCGAAGGUUAUAAGCUACAUCGUUUAGACCGACUGCACAAGAAAGGGGGCGGGGUAUGUGUUUACAUACGAAAAGAUAUUAAAUCUCUUGUACUUAAAGACCUCAGUUAUAUCUCCGAGACGAAUUUCCAUCAAUUAUGGAUCAAAUUACAGCACAAAAAAUCUAAAUCACUGUUGGUCUGUGUCUCUUAUCGACCCCCAGACAGCCCGCUUGACUGCUUCGAAAAAUAUUUUAAACCUAAUUAUGUUCAUGCUCUGACGAUGGGAAAGUUGAUCAUUCUUCUUGGAGACCUAAACUGGGAUAUGCUUAAGCCCACACCUGGAUCAGCGUCUUUGAUCAAGACGACAAAAGAACUCAACCUUAACCAGUUAAUAAAAUCACCAACAAGAAUUACUGAAUCCAGUCAGACCCUCGUCGACGUUAUUUUCGUAUCCUCGCCAAGACUAGUAGUCAACAGCGGCGUCAUAGAAAUCUGUAUCAGCGAUCAUUUCCCUGU
Paramuricea clavata is the source of this 813-nucleotide messenger RNA. The record is from the annotation of a GenBank genome assembly. Lineage: Eukaryota; Metazoa; Cnidaria; Anthozoa; Malacalcyonacea; Plexauridae.